Molecule: messenger RNA, 3741 nt
Organism: Brugia malayi
Lineage: Eukaryota; Metazoa; Nematoda; Chromadorea; Rhabditida; Onchocercidae
Gene: Bma-lin-10
Exons: 21
Coding region: 1-3741 (1246 amino acids)
Biological process (GO): chemical synaptic transmission
Cellular component (GO): cytoplasm; dendritic spine; plasma membrane
Molecular function (GO): protein binding
Source: RefSeq, a predicted model, not a curated record
AUGACAAUGCAAACAGAUGAUCAUUCCGGUUUCAUUCCGUCUUCCGUACCGGAUGUUGAUUGCACCACAUCAUCUGGAACAGCAACGGCAACUACAGUGGUAGCAGCAGCACCACAGUCAUCCGAAAGUUGUAGCAGCGUGGAAUCAAAUUUUACGAAUGUAAAUAAUUCGAUAUCAAUGAUGCCAAAUUCAAUGCCAUCAUUUUUUGCUAAUCCAUUUAUGACACCAUUUAUGCCACAACAAGCUGCUAUUGUUACAACAUCAUUAGGUGGCAAUAACGGUGUAACUGAUUCUUCACAAUUAACCGGUCCGGAAAAUGGUGAUUAUCGAAGUAAUCCAUUGCAAACCGGUAAUUAUCUCAUGCAAAAUUUACAAUGCCAAGAAAUGAUGCAACAUUAUAUUCAAAGUUUAAUGGUAGCUGCAUCACAUCUUCCUGGUAGUAAUAUGUCACCGGAUGGUACCACUACUACUACUACUACUACCAUUGCUGCUUCUACUACUACUAAUACUACUACCACCACUAGUAAUAAGAUAGAUUUCUCGACUGCUUUACCAGCUUUGAUUCAAAGUAUGCAACAACAGCUCUAUCUAAACAAUUCAACCGUAUCACAAUAUGCUAAUUCUGUUCCGGCUUCGGCAACAAAUUUAGCUAUAACAAAUGUUGAAAAGAAAAUGAAUAAUGUGGAAAAAGUAGAUGAAAGUAAAAAUUGUCCAAUAAAGAAUGAUGAAAGCAAUGAAAUUCAAUAUCAAAUGCAACAAAUCAAUGGAUAUAAUGUUGAUUUAUCAGAGCAGCAAGAUGGUAUAACUAAUGAUGAGGAUGAAAUUAAUCAGGAGAAUGAAAAUAAUCUUUCAACUGAUAAUGCGAAGUGUUCAAAUAUUAAGAAUGAUGAACGUUUAAUGAAAGAAGGAAAUUCAAAAAUUAUCAUUAAAGCAGAAGCAUCCGAAACAAUACCAUCUAAAACUUCAACUUCAUCAUCAUCAUCAUUAUCUAAAAAUAUACCUGAAUUAUCAUCAUCAUCAUCAGCAACAUCAUCAGCAUCAUCAUCAUCAUCAUCAUCAACUGGUAAUAAUGGUGCAAGCAUUGUUCAAGAAGAAUGUCGAACAUCUGUUUUGAUCAAAAAGCAAAUGAAUGAAAUUGAUAAAGAAAUUAAUCGACGAAUACAAAAUCGAAAUAUUAAAAAAAUUGAUGAAAAAGAAUUGGCUCAACUUUUGAGUUCUGCUAAUAGUUGUAGUUAUCAAUCUGCUUGUACUCAACUACAGUACCCAUCAGUACAUCAUAUUUCAUCUAAUACAACAGAUCAGAGUGUUUUAUCACCACCGUUUGGUGUUAGUGAAAUAAGAAAAUCAGAUAUGUCAACAACGAAACCAACUUUGGAACAACUUCGUAAUUCAUUUGCUUUACCGAUGGUAUCAUCAAAUUCGAAUUUGUCAUCAUUUUCAACGCAGUCAACAUCAUAUCAUUAUGAUCAUUCUUCACAACAAUUGCAACCGCAGCAACCGCAACGACCAUCACAACCAUUUCCACCAUUAUAUUUAGGUAUACCAGGUGGACAAUCAACUGAUACCACCACAAUGAUAUCAUCACAAAAUUGCUGUUCUACAUCACUACCAACUACCAUGGAACAAUUUACACAUGCAGCUGCAGCAGUAGCUGCAGUUGCAGCAUUGGGCACCAUUUCACCACAAUCAUAUCCUCAAUUUCAAUCCUAUUUUCCAACACCGCCACCACCACCACCACCACCACCGCCACCGCCACCACCUCCACCACCACCACCAUCACAUGCAUAUUAUUUUCCCGGUACGCAUCAACAUAUUUCACCACAGCUCGCAGCAGCAAUUUUACAACAAUCUCAGCACGGCCAAGCAAUGAAUAUAUUUUCUAAUUUUCAAUUUCCAUCAUCACAACAAUCACCGUCUAUUAUUGAUAGCAAUAAUUUUAUCACAAAUGAAAAUGGUCAAAAGCGCUUGGAAAUAUCAGCUAAUGCACAGACCACUAAUAUAGUGACACCGGUUAUCACUGAUAUCAGUAAUGGUGAUGACUGUUUGGAACAAAAAAUACCGCCACCACCACCACCGCCACCACCACCACCAUCAUCAUCGUCAUCGUCAUCAUCAUCAUCGCUAUCAUUAUCAUCUAUAUCAAAGCUUGUUCCAUCACCAUCAUUAUCAUCAUCAACAACAACAACAAUAAAUAAACAGGAAAAAUUAUUGACUCAAGGACGUAGUAGUGAAACAAAAAUGGAUGAUCAACGUCAUCGGAAAUAUUCCCUUCAAACGGCUUCACAAAAUAAUUGGCCUGGUGAAAAUGGUUGGGUGGAAAAUAGCAAGGAGACAUCUAGCAAGGAAAAUGGAAAUGCUGAAGGAAAUGGUACAGAAGGAGAACCUAUUUGGGUUAUGAGAGAUUCAUAUCUGAAGAGGGUUCAACGAGAAAAAAAUCAAAAUAAUGAACAAAUUAUGGAAAUGAAUAAAAAUUCUGAGAAAUUAGAGCCAACUUCGGAUGAAAUAAUUAAUGAAACGGAAAGUUUACUAUCAAAGGAUGAACAAGGUGAUGAUAAUGAUGAUGGUGGUAUUAAAACAAAAAAAGGCUCUAAAAAAGAGGUUAUAGUUCAUGAACCGGCAGUACUCAUUGAAGGUGUACUAUUUCGAGCCAGAUAUUUAGGCUCAACACAAUUAAUUUGUGAAGGUAGACCAACAAAAGCAAGUCGUAUGAUGCAAGCACAAGAAGCAGUAGCUCGAGUUAAGGCACCAGCGGGUGAAAUUCAGCCAAGCACAGAUAUCGAUUUAUUUAUAUCAACGGAGAAAAUUAUGGUAUUAAAUACCGAUCUUCAGCGGAUAUCUGAUACAGAUGUUCGACAGGAUAUAUUAAUGGAUCAUGCAUUACGUACGAUAUCAUAUAUUGCAGAUAUCGGUGAUUUAGUUGUUUUGAUGGCACGUCGAAUGUCGCAAUCAUCUAAGGAGGAUUUUUCCGUAAGUGCACCUCGCGUGAUAUGUCAUGUUUUUGAAUCAGAUGAAGCAUCAUUUAUUGCCCAAUCUAUUGGACAAGCCUUCCAGGUUGCUUAUGUUGAAUUUCUUCGUGCUAAUGGUAUCGAUGAUCCAUCAUAUUUACGUGAAAUUGAUUAUCAGGAAGUAUUAAGUUCGCAGGAAUUAAUGGGUGAUGAAUUAGAAAUGUUUGCUAAAAAAGAAACUCAAAAAGAUGUUGUUGUACCAAAAAAAGCUGGUGAACUGUUAGGUGUUGUGGUUGUUGAAUCCGGUUGGGGUUCUAUGCUACCAACGGUUGUUAUUGCUAAUUUACAACCAAAUGGUGCUGCUUGUCGAUGUAAUCAGUUAAAUAUUGGUGAUCAAAUAAUUGCAAUUAAUGGCAUAUCUUUAGUAGGUCUUCCUUUAGCUUCAGCACAACAAAAUAUUAAGGCGACAAAAAGUUCCACAGCUGUAAAAUUAACGGUUGUUUCGACACCGCCAGUUGUUGAAGUUAGAAUUCGACGUCCUGAUACGAAAUAUCAACUUGGUUUUAGUGUACAAAAUGGAGUGAUUUGUAGCUUAUUACGUGGUGGUAUAGCGGAACGUGGUGGAAUUCGUGUUGGUCAUCGAAUUAUUGAAAUUAAUUCACAAAGUGUUGUUGCAGUUCCACAUGAAAAAAUUGUUAAUAUGUUAGCAUCAGCAAUUGGUGAAAUUCAUAUGAAAACAAUGCCCACAUCAAUGUUCCGUCUGCUCACCGGCCAAGAAGUGCCAAAUUAUAUUUGA